AUGCGGCCAGAUAAUGUGCACAGAAUCGAGUGCCGUAUCAGAUCGGAGGUGCAUCUGGGUUGCUAUCUUGGCCGUCACGAGGAUACAGCGGUGUACAGCGAUUCGGACUACUCUAGUAGUGAAGAGAGCGAUUUCGAGGAUUCUCGCACCAGUCGCAGCCGUAUUCACGCGAACGAUGCACUCGGCGCCAUUUGUGUUGAUUUUGACUUCGGUGCAGCAUGGCCCACGAAGACCAUGAUGGGUCAUUCCAAGCCCGUGGAAGAAACUGGCCCUUGCAUUUACGUACUCUUUGAAAACGGUGACAUCGUUGAAGUGAUCAGCUGCUCCUCUUCCAGGCCACCCAAUCGCCAUCAGUUCUUGGUCAAAGCUUUACAAAUUUUGCCGCCUUCUGUCGACAACUACGGUGAACAGUUUUGCUCUCUGUUGUGUAUUUCCGCUGGAUCAGUCGCAGGUCGAAGUUCUGCUUUGGAAUUGCCUCCUGACGUUCUCAUUUUGGCCAAUCGCGACGGCAGACUGUUACAAGGUGUGGUUUUACGCUCACCAGUUGCUUCGAAAAAACGCUCUGGUCACCUUGAGGGGUCAGUUUUGUGUUUAUUGGAUAGCGUGGACCUUGGACUGAGGUCCGCUCAGAACAAGAAGACGUCGCAGCUCGACGAUUUGACCAACACAUCCACUCUUCAUUCCGAUACCUUUGAUGAGACUCCACCUUCUUUGGCUUUGGAACCGUCACGUUUCAGCUCAGCCACCGAAUCUGCUGGGUUCGGUUGGCUGCGGGGUACCAGUCAGUCUAAUUCAUCUUAUCCGUUCAACGCCUACUACGCAAUUCACGACACAGGAGUUCACAUGAUCCGACUUCCUUGGUUGCAAAACCUAACCACCUGGUGCCAAAAUUUUUUUGACAUUUCGUUAUCCUCAUUAGAAAAUGAUGUUCAUGGAGCGGCUCGAGAUUGGCAUUCUGUUGUCAUUCAUUUGGUAUGCUCUCUCGUCCCUCGCUCUUCUGAUACCAAACCAUCUCGGAUUGAUGCCAUCAGGGACUUCCGUUUGGUAGGAUUUUUCGAACUGCAUCCACUUUCCUCCAUGGUAACUUCUGAGCGACCAGUACUCAGUUCUACAACAGAUCUGCUAUUUGUCCGUUCUCCGGGCAAGUCCACUGCGAUCGGGUCCGAUUUUGUACGGGUGCUGCACAUUCCCGCAUCGACGAAUACCUCUUUUCACUUGUCCACUAGCGAAGAAGUAUCGGCAACUGAACGCGAAGAUAUCUCAGAGAAGGACAAACACGAAAAGUCAACGGUCUUGCCUUGCUCAAGAUUUGCCAUUCAAGUUAGGCGUUUACUUCGUCAAGAGGAAUUGCACUUGCCUCUCAUAACCGAUUUGUCUCUACAACCCAGUCGUGCUCAAAUGCAGGGUGUGCAAUUUUUCCUCCAGACGAUCAAGCUACUUCGUUCGGCCUCCCUGGACCGCCUCACGCUGGCGCGGAAGUUCGUCGAACAGUAUACACAGAGGCUGUCAAAUCUGUUACCGGCACAAUACAAGGAUGCCUGUACGUUGGCUUCCCUUCGUCAGCAUCUCCAGCAAAAGGCAGAGGAGCUCACAGAGCGACAUGCGGUAGUCUUACAGCGGCAGGUGAUGUUAGACAAACGGGUAGCUGCGUUGACUUGUCGUCUUGCCAGUCUUGCGGACGGUCCAUCAAAGGCCGAUGUUGCUAUGCGCGACGAGUUGGAACACUUACAAGCUCGGUUAAAAAAAGGCUUACGCAACUGGUUUGAUAAUAUCAAAACGAAGAGGUUGACAUUGGAUAAACGCUACAAGGAACUAGAACGACACCGUUUCACUACUUGCCGUGGUCUCAUGCUGGAUAACGCAGUCGGUGUGGAAAUCGAUCAUACGCAAUGGAAACGUAUGUCGGACACACUAAAACGGAGCACCGUUCAGAUCAAAGAAUUGGUGAAUGAUGUAAAAAUGCUCAACUCCUAA
This is a messenger RNA of Dicrocoelium dendriticum, 1974 nucleotides long. The record is from the annotation of a GenBank genome assembly. Lineage: Eukaryota; Metazoa; Platyhelminthes; Trematoda; Plagiorchiida; Dicrocoeliidae.